AAUUCAUGUCAGCUGUCAGUUGAUUGUCAGCCUACUCUUGGUAUUGGUGUUGCGUACGUAAUUAAUAAUUACAUUCUCUUUAGUCAAAUUGAUACAAGAACAAAGGAAAAUAUUUACAUUGCUACAAAUUAGAACGAUUCAGUAUUAAACAGUUUUGUGAAGUGAAAAUUAAAUAAAAUGUCGGACCAUAGGUACAUUAGCAACUCGAGUAACUUAUUCGAAGACGACGAUGUUGACAAUGACACAUUUGUGCAAAGUUAUAGAUCAAAAUUACCUCAACCUCCAAGAAAUCCCGUCAAUACUCCUUAUGGAGGACAUAUUGCAGAACUGGAAAAACAAAGACAGGCGAUGUUACAAAGACAAAAGGAAAUCGAACAACGGACUCUAGACUCUUCUAUAAGAAGUAUAGGGCUUCUCCAUGACAGCGAAACGAUUGGUAUCGCUACAGUUGAAGAACUGGCGAGACAGCGAGAGCAGUUGCAGAACACUAACCGGAGAUUAGAUGAAAUCAAUACAAAUCUACACUACAGUCAGAAACAUCUAAAUGGUAUAAAAUCAGUUUUCUAUGGAUUAAAAAAUUAUAUAUCGGGUAAAUCAGAUCAAACACCUCCAAGGAGUCAGGCCUCACCAGAUAGCCUCAAUUCAAAAGCUGGCACUAGCAGUAAAUUAGAUGAGCCUUUAGAUAACACACCCAAACUAAGUGCUGAAGAUCGCUUCAAUAGUCACCCAUCUACACGUCUGAGAGGCUUAAACCAAGAACAAGCCAGUGCACCAAUUUCAGACAGCCAACGUAUCAAUGAAAUGUUGGAUGCAAACUUGGAUGAGAUGGUUCAGCAUAUUACUAGACUUAAAGGUUUAGGAAGUGCUCUUGGUGAAGAAAUUGAUUCACAAAAUAAGCUUAUAGACACAAUACAAGACAAAGUUGAGGUUGCAGAUGUUAAAAUUGGGAAGCAAAACAAGCAAAUAAACAAAAUUUUAGGAAAAUAAUCUUUGCUUAAAAUGAAACUGUUAGUGAAUACACAUAUAUUAUGUACAUUAAUAAACAAUGUAAUCAUAUUACAUGGUAUAGUUAAGCAUAGUGAUAGUUUGCAAUAUUUUUAUAUAUUAAUUUUAGUUACACCACAUUGAUAUUUCCUAAUCAUACAUUAUUAGAUCUACAUCUUAAAUUGUAGUUUGUAAAGUCAAAAACAAUGAAAAUGAGAAAUUUUAUUUAAACAUAUCACUGGCUGAUAAUAAUUUAUUACCUAUAAAUUUUUUUGAAUCAUUUUCAUGUUUAAAUUGAUGAUACACACAUGUCUGUUUCUAACAAGUCUGUGAUUACAGCCUUAUAGAAGUGAAAUUGUCUAGAUUGGUUAGUUAUAAUUUCUCAUUUGUAUUGAAUUCAACUUAUAAGUACUAUUGUCAAUGUACCCUUUUUAGUUAUUUGUUUGAGAUUUUUCAUUCGAAUUUCAUAUAUGAUUCUAAUUAAAUUGUAUAAUAACAUGUCAACUGUUUCAAAAUAUGUUUGUAUGAGUAACAGAAUAAUUUAAAACAAAUGACUCUGAUGAAUAUCUUUUCAAAAUUGGCAUAUAAUUGUCAUUGCAAUAUUUUUGUAUUUUAAUACCAAGGUUUAUUUAAUUGAAGUACGGUUACUGGUAUAAUUGUAAUGAAAUAGAGUAUAUAUCGUGUACAUUUAUUAAACGCAAUA
This is a messenger RNA of Papilio xuthus (Asian swallowtail), 1687 nucleotides long. It is a transcript of the gene Snap29, whose product is annotated as Synaptosomal-associated protein 29kDa. Gene Ontology annotation, molecular function: SNAP receptor activity; syntaxin binding. The coding region runs from base 178 to 987 and encodes 269 amino acids. The transcript has a single exon. NCBI's taxonomy places the organism in Eukaryota, Metazoa, Arthropoda, Insecta, Lepidoptera, Papilionidae. The record is from RefSeq and is a predicted model, not a curated record. Gene Ontology annotation, cellular component: SNARE complex; plasma membrane. Gene Ontology annotation, biological process: exocytosis; synaptic vesicle fusion to presynaptic active zone membrane; synaptic vesicle priming.